This is a messenger RNA of Eublepharis macularius, 2358 nucleotides long. RefSeq names its product pyridine nucleotide-disulphide oxidoreductase domain 1 (gene PYROXD1). The record is from RefSeq and is a predicted model, not a curated record. Lineage: Eukaryota; Metazoa; Chordata; Lepidosauria; Squamata; Eublepharidae. The coding region runs from base 38 to 1558 and encodes 506 amino acids. The transcript has 12 exons. Gene Ontology annotation, molecular function: oxidoreductase activity.
ACCGCAGUUCGCGGUGAGGCACUUUCCAGCGGUCAUCAUGGCAGCCGUUUCGCGGCCACCCCUUGCCGCCGCCCGGAGCCGGUUCGUUGUGGUGGGAGGUGGGAUCGCGGGGGUGACCUGCGCCGAGCGGUUGGCUACCGAGUUUCCCUCUGAUGAUAUUUUACUAAUCACGGCGUCUCCUGUUAUAAAAGCAGUAACAAACUUUAAACAGGUUUCCAGAACUUUAGAAGAAUUUGAUGUUGAGGAACAAGUGAGCAGUGUGUUGGAGAAACGCUACCCUAACAUUAAAGUUAUCCAGUCUGGUGUAAAACAGUUGAAAAGUGAUGAGCAUAAGAUAAUCACAGAAGACGGCAAGGAGUACGGUUAUGAGAAACUUUGUCUGUGUGCUGGAGCCAAGCCGAAAUUAAUUACUGAAGGAAACCGUUUUGUGUUGGGAAUCCGGGAUACAGACAGUGCUACGGAAUUUCAGAAACAUCUGGCAAAAGCCAAAAGAAUAAUUAUUGUAGGAAAUGGCGGCAUUGCAUUGGAGUUGGUCUAUGAAAUUGAAGGCUGUGAAGUCAUCUGGGCCAUCAAAGACAAAGCGAUUGGGAAUACCUUCUUUGAUGCAGGCGCAGCUGAAUUCCUGAUUCCCAAGCUGCGCGCAGAGAAGCCGGAGCCUCCGAUUGCUUGCAAGAGGACCAAGUAUAUGAUGGCAGAAGCUGAGAAGGGAGAAAGAACUGGAGCAAGCCCUGGGAAAAUGGGCAGUGCCUUGGGCCCUGAUUGGCACGAAGGCUUGCACCUCAAAGGAGCAAAAGAGCUUUCCCAUAAAGUUCACAUCGAAAGCCAGUGUGAGAUAAAGAAAAUCUACCUCCAGGAAGAGUUCCAGCAGUCACAGAAGGUAUCCUUGGCUUUCCCUAAAGCACAACAGGAUAAGGGGGACGCAGAACCAGAUCAAGAACUGUGGCCAGCAUAUGCAGAACUAACCAAUGGGAAGGUGUACGGCUGCAGCUUCAUCGUCAGUGCCACUGGAGUGGUGCCCAAUGUCCAGCCGUUCCUUGAUGGCAACAACUUUGCUCUGGGUCAAGAUGGAGGUUUAAAAGUGGACAAAGAGAUGCAUACUUCGCUACCGGAUAUCUAUGCAGCAGGGGACAUCUGCACAACAUCAUGGGAGCCCAGCCCAGUAUGGCAGCAGAUGAGGCUCUGGACCCAGGCGAGGCAGAUGGGAUGGUACGCUGCAAAAUGUAUGGCCGCUGAUGCUUUAGGGGAACCCAUUGAUAUGGACUUCAGCUUUGAACUCUUUGCUCAUGUAACAAAAUUUUUCAAUUACAAGGUGGUGCUGCUGGGAAAAUACAACAGUCAAGGGCUGGGAUUAGACCAUGAACUGAUGCUGAGAUGUACGAAAGGCCAGGAAUAUGUCAAAGUGGCGAUGCAGAAUGGCCGAAUGAUGGGAGCCCUGCUGAUCGGCGAAACCGACCUGGAGGAAACUUUUGAAAACUUGAUUCUAAAUCAGAUGGAUCUUUCACGCUAUGGGGAACAUCUCUUGGAUCCAAACAUAGACAUAGAGGACUAUUUUGACUGACCUUCUGAAAAAAAUGAACGUCUUUGACUUUUUCUGAGUGAUAGACUGGGUGUUUAGAUAGGGGUCCCCCCCGCCCCCCCCCCCGUGUGGAACAGCUACCUUGAAAUGCACAAGGAGUGCUUUCAGGUGAUGAUGGUAUGGUGCGUACCACUUUGCAAGUGCAAUAAAGUUGGCCGUUGAGUGGGUAAAGGAAUUUACUUCAGACAUCAACAUGUUAAUGUAAUUUACAGGUGACUUUUUUACUGCUGCUGUGCAGCUUCUGUUGUAGUGGGGCUUAAACAUACCACAAUACCUAAGUAAGUACUUGACAGGCUGGGACUGGAAGCCUGCCCUGGAGCAGGCUACCUGCUGGUUUACUGGGUGCUGAACACAACCUCUGCUCUGAUUAAAUACUAGUGAAAUCAACAAGACUGUGAAGUGCCUACAUCUAGAUCAUGCCGUGUUGAUCUAGUAGUCCUAGUUUAUAAAAACAAACACAAAUGGUAUCUGGAGCUGGCCCACCCCGCUUCAUUUGUCUGUAGCUGCUUUUCUAUUUUAUUGUCCCACCCAGCUAUAGUAAGCGCCAAGACAUGGCAUCUGUGGGGGCGCAGCCAGUCUCGUGGUUUUCUCCCAGCCCACCCAGAGCCUUCCUGUUAGUGGAGGACUGAACCCCUACUUGGAAAUAAUUAUGAAUGACCAUAUGCCGUAUAAGCAGAGACUUUGUCCCUUACGAAGAAAUCUUUUGUUGGCUUGGAUGACCAUCUAAAUUUCAAAUGAGAGCAAAUCUUGGAAAAUAAACAUUUGAAUCAUGCUGUUUAGAA